Molecule: messenger RNA, 1345 nt
Organism: Apodemus sylvaticus (European woodmouse)
Lineage: Eukaryota; Metazoa; Chordata; Mammalia; Rodentia; Muridae
Exons: 2
Coding region: 214-1104 (296 amino acids)
Source: RefSeq, a predicted model, not a curated record
AACUUGUUUAAAAGUCUCUUCUGAGAUCCAUGCAAUCACUUAACUGCAAACCCCUGUAAAAUCAAAAAGCAGAUCACAUACUCCUAAUAGUAAUGGCACAGGGUGUACAUCACUGUUCCAAAACAUUAGGGAAGGGAGCACGGUGAGGAAAUACUGGACCAAAGGAAGACAGAAAGCCAUCUGAGCAAACUCCAAACUGCACCUCUGCGUCUGAUGUCCAAGUGCUCCUCAGAGCUCCAAUUCCCUUCAGUGUUUGGCUGUAACCUGGUUCUCUCUCUUGGGCUGGUUCUGCUCCGUCAGCAACUCUCCUUGUUUCAGGAUGAAGGAGACAGCUACAGACUCUACCCUAAAGCUACUGCGUCAGAAGUGCUGGGGACUAUGGCAUGGCUAUCUGCAACCUGCAGGGAACAGACCUUCCAGGAGAUUGAGGAGUCUGAGCCAGUGAGUGAGAACCCCAGGGUGGAACUGGUGGAUCACAGCCCCAGGAUGGAGCUGGUGGAUCACAGCCCCAGGGUGGAGCUGGUGGAUCACAGCCCCAGGGUGGAGCUGGUGGAUCAGAGUCCCAGGGUGGAGCUGGUGGAUCAGAGUCCCAGGGUGGAGCCGGUGGAUCACAGCCCCAGGGUGGAGCCGGUGGAUCACAGCCCCAGGGUGGAGCCGGUGGAUCACAGCCCCAGGGUGGAGCCGGUGGAUCAGAGCCCCAGGGUGGAGCCGGUGGAUCACAGCCCCAGGGUGGAGCCGGUGGAUCACAGCCCCAGGGUGGAGCCGGUGGAUCACAGCCCCAGGGUGGAGCCGGUGGAUCACAGCCCCAGGUUGGAGCCGGUGGAUCACAGCCCCAGGAUACAGCCGGUGGAUCACAGCUCCAGGAUACAGCCGGUGGAUCACAGCCCCAGGGUGGAGCUGGUGGAUCACAGCCCCAGGGUGGAGCUGGUGGAUCACAGCCCCAGGAUGGGAGUGUCCGUCUGUUUUGGGAAAAGGUCUCAUGUAUUUCAGGUUGGCCUGGAACUUUAUGUGUGCCAGGGAAACCCUGAAUUUCUGAUUUGUUUUUCUUUUCCCCUCCACCUCCUGACCGCCAGUAUUACAGGUAUGAGUCAGUACACUGUUUAAGGACUGUCAGGGAUAAAACUCGGGGCCUCCUUCAUGCUAGGCAAACAUGACCCCUCCUAAGGCACACUUCAGUUCCCACUGUAGCCAUUCUUAUGGGAUCAAAACAUCCUGGACACCAACACAUAGCACCUGCGUUCUUUGUAAGUUCUGCGACUGCUCUCCAGAAGACAUUAGUUUUCUGACCUAGUAAAUAGGAGUGAUAAUGCUAAUACUGAUUUCAAUUCAGUAAAUUGUUGUGGUG